Molecule: messenger RNA, 2231 nt
Organism: Epinephelus moara (kelp grouper)
Lineage: Eukaryota; Metazoa; Chordata; Actinopteri; Perciformes; Serranidae
Product: OX-2 membrane glycoprotein-like
Exons: 4
Coding region: 836-1288 (150 amino acids)
Molecular function (GO): cell-cell adhesion mediator activity
Source: RefSeq, a predicted model, not a curated record
UGGUAAAUGAAAGACUGAUGUAUUUUAUAGAGAAACAUGGUUUAAUUGAAGGAUUUCAAAGUGGAUUUAGGAUAGGGAGGAUUAUGGAUUAUGGAAGUGUAGUGUAUGGUUCUGCUGCAAAAACUGUAUUAGCUGUGAUCCAGGCUCAGGCUCUUAGGCUGUGUGUAGGGGCAAGAAGAACAUCACCUGUGUGUGCCUUGCAAGUUGAAGCAGGAGAAAUGCCACUGUCUUUACGUAGGAAGAGUUAAUUAUUGGAUGAAUCUAAGAGGACAUGAAUAAAAUCACCCAACCGGAAAAGUGUUACAACAAUGUUGAGAAAGGGAGAGAACAAUGAAUUUAAGUUUUGGAUGGACAGGAAAUGAAACAGCAAGAGACCUGGGGGAUGUAUGAAAUGGAGUUCUGCCCGACAGUAUUGUGGCCUGCAACCCCUGUGUGGAUGUUACAGUAUGGUAAUGGGACACUUCACAUUAUAGGAAAACAUGUAAAUGGAUUAUGUGACUAUUGUCAGACCCCAGAAACAGAGAGGAACGGAAGGAAAUGCUGGAGGAGAUGAGGAGAGAAGGACUCACAGGAUCAAGCUUAAAGGACAUACUGGCGUGUGGUGAGGCUGGGAAAGGCAGAAAGUGUCCGAUGUGCUUUCUAAAAAGAACUCGACUCAUAUGGAGAAUAUGAGGCACUGGAUAAUAUAGGAGUCAAAUAACUCCAGAAGAUGGCGGUGAUGCAACGCUAAGGAUGCAAACUGCCGUUAAACCACAGAGAAGAAGAAGAAGAAGGACACGCCCCUUACAUCAGUAAGUUUCACUUGAGACUUUUGGCGGUAGAUCCAGCAGCGGAAAUGGUGCACCGAGCAGUCAUCCUUCUCCUUUGUUUGUUGGGAUUCCUUCAGAAAGGUCUAGCAGCUGUGAUAGAGACUCAGCAGACUGUGAUGGCAGCAGUGGGAGAAGAGGCUCUUUUAACCUGUCAGCUGAUGCAACCUAAAGAUGUUGUUCAAGUCACAUGGCAGAAAGUUUUACCUGAGGGGGUGAAGAAUAUCGCUACUUACACCGAAUACUUUGGUCAGAGAGUGAAUCCUGACUUUAGAGAUAAAGUGGAGUUUAAAUAUGCUGGACUGCAGAACAGCUCCAUAGUUAUCAAGAGGGUGACGGAGGAAGAUGAAGGAUGCUAUUACUGUUUGUUUAACACCUACCCUGACGGAGCUCUCACUGGUUCAACCUGCCUCCAACUCUAUGGUGUUGAUGAGGAAUCUGGGUCUGAUAACAGUGAUCGCAGUCCAAAACAUCUUUACUGAUUCAAGAGAACAAGGUGCGUAAGAAGAGGUCUCCUGGGAAAAAGAAAGAAAAUGGCUUCCCAAAAGAAUCAUCUCUGAGAGCAGGGUGUCAGCGACAGCAGCUUUUACCAUAGCCACAGGACUGUUAAACCAAAACAGAGGAACUAGAAGAAAGCAGCUCCCUGGAGCUUCAACAGUCACAUGUAGAGCUCUGAAGCAGGUAACUUCACUCUAACUCAGAGUCACAGUGACUGCAACACAGUGCAACAGUAAAGCUUUGAUUCAAACUAAUCUAACAGGCAGAUGACCAGAAUACAAGCUGGUGUGUUUUGAUGACAACAAGGAAAUGUCCUGUGAGGUUAUAGCGCCAUCUAGUGUGCUUUGUGAGGAGGAAGACGUUCACAUGAGCCCAAGUGUGUGCACAUAGCACAUUUGUAAAUAACUAUAACUGUAUGCAGCUAUAAAGUUUAAUUUACAGCUAACAUAUUAAAUAACACACAUGAUGUUAUAUUCUGCAUAAUAUUUUCUAUGUUUGCACUCAUAUGUUUCUGCACUUGAUGUGCUGUGCAGUAUGUCCAAGGGGUUUCUAAUGAUCUAAUGUUUUAGAUAAUUAUUCUCUGACUGUUUAUGUAAAUUUAUUUUUGUUUUGUUUAUAAAACAAGUGUGUUAAUGUCACGAGAGAUUUGGCAUCUGUGCACUACACAUUUUGUUGCCUCUGAUUCUUACUUAUGACAGGUGUUUGUCCAGUGAUGUACAGUAUGUCUCUGGGUAGUUAUAACUGAAAAAAUAUGAGUGUUUAGAAAGUCUUUUCACUGCACCAACCUGCCACAAAGAACUUUGAGUCAAUAACACUUGAUGGAGAAAUGAAAUGAUUUAGCCACACAAUUAUUCUCUGCCAUGAUCUUUUAAUGUAAAUAUUUUGUCAUAUCUGAAAAAGUCUUACAGCAAUUCACUGUUAUAUAUG